Molecule: messenger RNA, 1740 nt
Organism: Globicephala melas (long-finned pilot whale)
Lineage: Eukaryota; Metazoa; Chordata; Mammalia; Artiodactyla; Delphinidae
Product: keratin, type II cytoskeletal 6A-like
Biological process (GO): keratinization; intermediate filament organization
Cellular component (GO): keratin filament
Molecular function (GO): structural constituent of skin epidermis
Source: RefSeq, a predicted model, not a curated record
AUGACUUCCAGAUCCACCGUGAGAAGCCAAAGCGGCAGCCGCCGUGUCUUCAGUGCCGGCUCAGCCAGAGUCCCUGGGGUCAACCGCUCUGGCUUCAGCAGCAUGUCCGUGUGCCGCUCCAGGGGCAGUGGAGGCUUCACUGGAGUGGGUGGAGGAGCUAGCUUUGGCAGCCGCAGCCUCUAUGGCAUAGGGAGCUCCAAGAGGAUCUCCCUCGGAGGGGGCAGCUGUGCCUUCGGUGGCGGAUAUGGCGGCAGAGCUGGAGGCGGCCUUGGUUUUGGAUGUGGAGACGGGAGUGGAUUUGGUUUCGGCAGUGGAGCUGGUGGUGGCAUUUGGCUCGGUGGUGGAGCUGGCUUUAGUGGUGGCUAUGGGGGCUCUGGCUUCUCCAUCUGCCCCCCUGGAGGCAUCCAAGAGGUCACCAUCAACCAGAGUCUCCUGACUCCCCUCAACCUGCAAAUCGACCCCACCAUCCAGCGAAUCAAGACUGAGGAGCGGGAGCAGAUCAAGACCCUCAACAACAGGUUCGCCUCCUUCAUCGACAAGGUCCGAUUCCUGGAGCAGCAGAACAAGGUCCUGGAAACCAAGUGGGCCCUGCUGCAGGAGCAGGGCACCAAGACCGUGAGGCAGAGCCUGGAGCCUUAUUUCGAGCAGUACAUCAACAAUCUCAGGAGACAGCUGGACUACCUUGUCUCAGAGAGAAGCCGUCUGGACUCAGAGCUCAGGGGGAUGCAGGAAACGGUAGAGGACUUCAAGAAGAAAUAUGAAGAUGAAAUCAACAAGCGCACGUCAGCAGAGAAUGAAUUUGUGAAUCUAAAGAAGGAUGUGGAUGUUGCUUACAUGACUAAGGUUGAUCUACAAGCCAAGGCAGACGCUCUCAUAGAUGAGAUCAACUUCCUCAGAGCCCUCUAUGAAGCAGAACUGGCUCAGAUGCAAACCCACGUCUCAGAUACUUCUGUCGUCCUCUCCAUGGACAACAACCGCACCCUGGACCUGGACAGCAUCAUCGCUGAAGUCAAAGCCCAAUAUGAGGAGAUCGCUCGCAGGAGCCGGGAGGAGGCUGAGUCCUGGUACAAGUGCAAGUACGAGGAGCUGCAGAGUUCAGCGUGCAGAUAUGGGGACAACCUGCGCACCACCAAACAGGAGAUCGCUGAGAUCAACCGCAUGAUCCAGAGGCUGAGAUCUGAGAUCGACCACGUCAAGAAGCAGUGCACCAACCUGCAAUCCGCCAUCGCCGAUGCAGAGCAGCGUGGGGAGCUGGCCCUCAGGGAUGCCAAGAACAAGCUGGCCGAGCUGGAGAACGCCCUGCAGAAGGCCAAGCAGGACAUGGCGCAGCUACUGAAGGACUACCAGGAGCUCAUGAAUGUCAAGCUGGCCCUGGACGUGGAGAUCGCCACCUACAGGAAGCUGCUGGAGGGCGAGGAGUGCAGGCUGUAUGGGGAAGGCGCUGGACAAGUCAACAUCUCCGUGGUACAGUCCACCACCUCCAUUGGCUAUGGCGGUGCUGGCGGUGCUGGCGGUGUCAGCAGCGGCUACGGCAUGGGCGGAGGCGGUGUCAGCAGCGGCUACGGCAUGGGCGGAGGCGGUGGCUACUCCUACGGCAGUGGUCUCAGCGUUGGAGGUGACUUCAGUUCCAGCAGUGGCAGAGCAAUAGGUGGUGGCCUCAGCUCCUCCGGGGGCAGCAGUUCCACCGUCAAAUUCAGCACCACCUCCUCCUCCUCCGGCAGGAAGGGCUACAGGCCUUGA